AGCACUCUGUAGCUGCAUACAAAUGAGUCUCUUUCGGAUGCACCGCCGAGUAGGGGAUGUAUAGAUACGCUAAAGGCUAAAGGCCGCGGUAUAUUUCAUUUUAAUUUAAGCCAGAAAGUUACGUCGAGUUUUUUCUUUCUCUCUGUAUUAUCAUCACCAGGCUGAAAGGUAGUUGGUUCAAGCGUUCUAAGCUUUGAUUCAAAAUUAUGUCAGCAUUCAGCAUUCGCGAUGCGCCAUUCGGCCAGCUAUGUCGACUAGCUCUCGGUCCUAGGGUUUUCCGUUGUCCCGAUGAGCAAGAAGGAUUCGAGUAUCAACCGGCGGAAGAAACACCACCUGAAUCGCCUACGCCUGAAGAAAACAGCGACUCGACAGACACAAAUGCGGAUGUGGAAAAGGCCGCGCCAGUGCCGUCGCCAGGCCAGUCAAAGUCUAGUUACCAGACUGUAGGGUGGUAUAGCGAGAGCGAUCCCGAAAACCCGCAGGUGUGGUCUCUGGCAAAGAAGACCAUUACUUUCACCCAGAUCUGCCUUCUCACCUUUGCAGUAUACUGUGGAUCUGCAAUCAUCACUCCAGCCCAGCCGGUAUUUGUUGAAGUGUUUGGUGUUGGUGUCCAAGGAUCAUCUUUGGCGCUCUCGAUGUAUGUUUUGGGAUAUGGAAUCGGGCCGUUAUUCUUCAGUCCUUUGUCGGAAGUCCCAGCAGUUGGGCGGAACAUUCCUUACUUUGUUUCAUUUUCGCUCUUUAUCAUUAUCACAGCUGUGACCUCUCGAGUGUCGAACUUUGCAGGAGUUAUUGUGCUCCGGUUUCUUCAGGGGCUCCUAGGCGGCCCUGUUCUGGCGACUGGGGGAGCCUCGGCUGCCGAUAUCCUUUCUUUCCCAAAGAUCCCUUACGGUCUCACUUUCUGGGGAUGUGCCACCUUGGCAGGGCCCGCGCUCGGUCCGCUUUUGUCAGGGUUCUCAGCGCCGUUGAGCUCCUGGAGGUGGUCUAUGUAUGAGCUGCUAAUGCUCUGUGGCUUCACAUGGAUUCUCCUCUUCUUUUUCCUGCCAGAAACCAACGCCGACUUUAUCCUUUUGAAACGGGCCAAGCGCCUGCGCAAAUCUACCGGAAAUCAGAGUCUCCGAUCGGAUUCGGAAAUUAAGCAAGGAAACAUUCACUUCCUGUCCCUUCUGGGCGGUUAUCUGACUACGCCUUUCCUAGUCACGCUGAGGGAUCCGUCUGUGGCUUUUAUCAACAUCUACACUGGUCUUAUCUACGGCAUUUUUUACUCUUACUUUGAAUCGUUCCCGAUUGUUUAUACCCAGAUUCACGGGUUCUCUACGGGCAUAAUGGGGACUACCUUUCUCAGUGUGGUUGUUGCUUGCUUCUUCGGAGCUGGCUCGUACCUUGCGCUUGUCAAGUUCCACUAUGAACCUUACACCUAUAACAACGGAAUCGGCUCUCCCGAGCAUCGACUUCUUCCAGGGGUUGUUGCGGCCUUGAUUGCACCGUGUGGAAUUCUUAUUUUCGCUUGGACCUCCCGGGACUGGAUCAGUUGGGUUGUACCCACGAUUGGCAUCGUUCUUUACAUGGCAUGUGUCUUUGUGAUUACAAUGUGCAUUUUCAUCUACUUGCCUAUCUCUUAUCCUCGCUAUGCUGCGAGUUUGUUUGCAGCUAACUCGUUCCUUCGUAGCGCAUUGGCUUGUGGCGCUAUCCACUUCUCGCAACCUCUUUUCAAUAACCUUGGUAUUGGAAGGGGAUGUACACUCCUCGCCGGGUUGACGUGGGCAUGUUUUUUCGGUAUUCUUAUACUGUGGAGGCAUGGUGACAAACUGAGAGCCAGAAGUACUUUCGCCCAGGUUUACUGAUUGGCUUGCUGUGGAAUGGUCUGAGAGACGCGAAUUUCAGCAUGGUUGAUAGUUGAGCCUGGAACUUACUGGUUGGAGGAAACCCCUGGAAAAUAUUAGAUUCUCUGAACUUUGUUUAUUAUUAUUGUUUAAUCAAGUUUACUGUCCGUACCGAGCCUCUCGGCUAUGACAGACCUCGGAUCUUGAAGGCUGUUCCAAAUUGAUUCAAGCGCAGUUUCAAGGCGCUCCCUAUCAAGCGGAUCAUCACGGAAGA
This is a messenger RNA of Aspergillus alliaceus, 2094 nucleotides long. RefSeq names its product MFS transporter. Gene Ontology annotation, molecular function: fluconazole transmembrane transporter activity. Gene Ontology annotation, biological process: xenobiotic detoxification by transmembrane export across the plasma membrane. The transcript has 6 exons. The record is from RefSeq and is a predicted model, not a curated record. The coding region runs from base 207 to 1841 and encodes 544 amino acids. Lineage: Eukaryota; Fungi; Ascomycota; Eurotiomycetes; Eurotiales; Aspergillaceae.